Mytilus trossulus (common blue mussel) is the source of this 2697-nucleotide messenger RNA. RefSeq lists its product as uncharacterized. The record is from RefSeq and is a predicted model, not a curated record. NCBI's taxonomy places the organism in Eukaryota, Metazoa, Mollusca, Bivalvia, Mytilida, Mytilidae. The coding region runs from base 95 to 1987 and encodes 630 amino acids. The transcript has 8 exons.
CGUUUAUAUUUAUAUAUGUACAUAUAUAUUGUAUAACUUGUUAUCUUAUCUUGAGACCACAAAGGUAUUGGACGUUAACUGUGUCGAGGUUUAAAUGAUUUAUUUAUUUAUCUGUUGGUUUUUAAAGUUUCUUUUUAAUGUAAAUUGUUUAUCGUUGCCAGAAACGGUGCAAUAUUUGUCUUAUGAAGUGGAGAAGCUUCAAAUAAAAACAUCUACCCAUGGAACGCCGCCCUUUUCGUGGCAAAAAGACCAAGGAUUAUAUCCGAGUCAUGUAAAACUUAAUUUCCAUGGAGAAUUGGAAAUUGCGGAAAUACGGGAGCUUUUUAAAGUGUUCGACAACAACAUGUUCGCUACUGCUUGGAUUUCUAGUUGCCUGAUUGAAGCUUCAAUGUACGGAAUCGGACCUGUUCCAAAAUCCGAACAGAUACAUUUGUCACUCAAGGCAAUUGAACAAUAUCAUGAUCGAAAUAGACCUUAUAAUUAUUCAAUCAUGACCUUUUGGUCGCAGGUCUAUAAUGAAAGAAACCGGACGUGGGAAAGUGCUCCAAAAAAUCUGUUAGAUUUGUUCGAUCUUACUAACAAGUUUCCAAGCAAACUCUUGGAGGAUUUUCUAGAUUUUAUUGGAUUGAAAGACGUUGCAGAAGUUAUUGAAAAACUCCUGAAGGAAAAGGAUAUUUUUUUGCAGGCAUUCCAUAUUCCACCAGAUUUUGACGAUACCUUUGUUAAUAUUGGCCUGGGAAGUCUACUCAAAGAGAGCCAAUUUACUGAUUUAUACACAGAAUGGAACAAAGCCAACACAAAUAUAACAUCCGCUUUUACAGCUCUUAAAAAGUAUGCCUAUCGUCCAUUCUCACCAGACACAAACCAAAAUUCAAUCGACCCACGGACAUACUUCUAUCUUCGAAAUUUCCUGACGGAAAAUUUGACAAAAUCAGCAGCUUUGGUUCCUACAUGGGUACAGAAUGUGGAUGAAGCUAAAGCAGAAUUCUACAAGGGUGUGUCCAUGCCUUUUACAAUUAACAAUGUCGAUGUUACGGUAUCUGCUAAUGCCGUGUUUGGUAUAACAGCUAGCCUUCUUAGUGGACUGGUACCCAAGGAAACAUUCGAUGCCGAUCUUCAAAAUAUAUACAACCAUACAACUUUAAUGGUUAGCUACGAACUUGCCAAUAAUUUCUCUAAUCGACGUGACCUUGCACUGACAUACUAUCCCUCUAAAAUUGAAUGCUAUUGGUUUACAGCAAGAACACUAGCUAUGCUCAGGCGCUUUAAAAAGACACAGCCACUACCGUUCCAAAUAAUGGAUACAGUAUUAAACAGAUUCAUCGACGUAUUUAAUGGCCCUGUUCUAGAUGAUAUAGUAAAAUCUGCAGUUAUAGACGAGUCGCAAAGAAUUUAUUUUGACGAUUUUCUUGGAGAUGGUGAUAUAGGGUUAGAUGGAUCUGACCUUAAAAGAGCUGAAGACCGAUUAUUUACAACUUCUAUGGCUUUGAAUACAUUGAUAGACGCAUUCACUGUAUUUGAUCAAGCCACUAAAAAACUACAGUGGGUUGGCACUUCUGGUACUAUCAAUAAAGUUAAGAAAUAUGUUGAUGGGUCUGUUUCCUUUCUUAAAGACUUUACAUUGGGUGGUUCCUAUAAAACUUGGAAUGCGUUUUUCUCUGGAUCUGGUAAAGGUUUAAAAAGUUUGCCAUUUUUCUAUCCAGCAAAUAGGCUAGAAUUUUUCAACGGCACAAAAAUUAAACCCGACAAAUUUCCUCGUGGUGGUGCUUUCGUCGUUGGAUUUGAAGGCGUUGUUUCGGAUUCUGAAUAUGCUGAGAUGAUAAAACAACCACAUUUUGGGCAACCUACACCAAUAGAUUUUGAUGGAUUUAAUCCUAAAAGUGAACCGGAAGGUUUUUUUCCAUUUUGGUCAUCAGAUGCCUAUACUUAUGCUACGACAAUGUUAGGAAUUUCUAAAUAUCUAAACAUUGACACAGUGCAAAUUUAGACAAGUUUUACAUGUAAACCAAAUGACUAUUGCGUAUACUAUAUUUCGCGUUUACCACUUUCUAGCCAACUUUGCGGCUUUAAUAUCACAAUUUUCAAAUUAACUUCAUGUACUUGAAUAAUUUUUCAUAUCAGCGACGAGUAACUACCCAUGCCUUUGCGAAAAAAAGUUGGUUAACAGUAUUUUUCAUAAUAAAUUUAGGUUUUUUUUCACUAAUUAUCAUGAUUAACAUGUGUACUUUUGGUGUCAGACCACCAAUUACUCCUUCCAAUUUAGAACGUAAUGUAAAAGUAGUCCUACUCUGACACAAAAUAGUGCUUUUGAUGUCAUUGUUUACUUAAACUUACCAACAAAUUUGCAGAAAUGAAACUUUUGGUGAAAGGGAAAUAUAUUAAGACCAUUUUGAGCCAAAAUUCACUUGCCUAUGAGCUUGUAUUAAAAAUUCAUGAUUAAUGCGCUACAUAGUACACUAAUUUUAGAUUUCCAGAAAACCGGGAAUUAUUUUGGUAGUACCUGUCUUUUCAAAUUCAGAAAUUUGUGACAAGACUUUAAACAUUAGUUGAAAAUUGGCAUGUAGAAAGGUGAUACAUGUACAAUUCAGGAUAUACCUGGUUUCCUUGAAGUUAAACUUAAGGUAAAAUAUUUAGAAAGCUGUGAAAAUUGCAAAAUUUGGUUGAACAGAUAGGGAUUUUUAAUUGGUGGUCUGACAC